Athalia rosae (coleseed sawfly) is the source of this 662-nucleotide messenger RNA. It is a transcript of the gene lmgA, whose product is annotated as anaphase-promoting complex subunit 11. The transcript is spliced from 3 exons. Lineage: Eukaryota; Metazoa; Arthropoda; Insecta; Hymenoptera; Athaliidae. Gene Ontology annotation, biological process: positive regulation of mitotic metaphase/anaphase transition; protein ubiquitination; anaphase-promoting complex-dependent catabolic process. Gene Ontology annotation, molecular function: ubiquitin protein ligase activity; zinc ion binding; cullin family protein binding. Gene Ontology annotation, cellular component: anaphase-promoting complex; nucleus. The record is from RefSeq and is a predicted model, not a curated record. The coding region runs from base 151 to 405 and encodes 84 amino acids.
UCAGCGUGGUCAGUGCCGAGUGGAGGCAAACGGAGAAACGUCAGUUGAGCUGUUAAAGAUAUAUUUUUCACAAGUUUUUGUAAACAGGCUCUAUUAGACUGGCAGAAGCAGUAUAGAGCUCCAACCACAUUGUUCAAUGUGAUGUGAAACAUGAGAGUUACCAUAAAAAGUUGGACAGGUGUAGCCACUUGGCGUUGGAUAGCAAACGACGACAAUUGCGGCAUCUGCCGAAUGCCGUUCGAUGCUAGCUGCCCAGACUGCAAGAUCCCCGGUGACGAUUGCCCUUUAGUGUGGGGCCAGUGUUCGCAUUGUUUUCACAUUCAUUGCAUAAUGAAGUGGCUGCAUUCGCAGCAAACUAGUCAUCUCUGUCCGAUGUGCCGUCAGGAGUGGAAGUUCAAGGAGUAAAAUCGAGCCAAAGGUGAGAAAGAAAUCGAAUGCACAUCACCCAAACGUUCGAUGAAUCAUUUCUCCCACCACUGUUCCGUAGCUCCUGAAAAUUGACGCACGUGUUCCAAUUCGGCGCUUCGAAAACCUCAACGCAGUUCCUAUUAUGGUGUUUCAUUACGUUAAAGAAUUCUCAUAUCUUAUCUUAUCUCUGUGUAGUUCGUAGAUCCGAAAACUAAUUUUCAUUAAAAGUGUGGUUGAAAAAAAAACAAAAAAAA